AUGGUGCUGGUGCGCACCGAAUUGGGCCAGUUGGUGUUGGUUCCUCAGCAGGCUUUGGCCCAAGCCCAGGCUCAAGCCCAGGCCCAGAACAACAUCUCUCCGAGACCUGCUGCUCCAACGACGGGAACGUCCUUCAGAGUAACAACUCCACAGCAGUCUCCUGCAACUUCUCAGACCACAAGGCCGUGCCCUUUGACCCCGGCCAAGAUGGCACCGUCUCCCUCUCCCGCACCUUCCAGCCCUGCCCUCCAGACCUCUUUCUCCUCUACUUCCUCCUCCUCCUCUUGUCCUGCACUCCGCCCUAAGGGCCCCGUGGUGCCGACCGUGGCAGUGACGGCUCCGCAGCAGGCCCCCAUGGCCAUCACCCCCCAGGCCCAGGCCCAGCCUACCUCCCAGCCAGCGGCACAGACGCAGACGAGCGUCGCAGCGGCCCCCGGAGCUCCGGUCGUGUCCCAGGAGAUGCAAGAAAAUGUGAAGAAGUGUAAGAAUUUCCUGGCUACACUUAUCAAGCUGGCGUCUCACAACUCUCCGUCUCCUGAGACUUCCAAGAACGUCAAAGCUCUGGUUCAGGAUCUGCUGGAUGCCAAGAUUGAACCAGAAGAGUUCACCAGCAGGCUGCAGACUGAGCUCAAGUCGUCUCCGCAGCCUUACCUGGUGCCAUUUCUCAAGAAGAGCCUCCCGGCCCUGAGGCUGUCUUUGUUGAACAGUCAGCAGUCCCUGACCCAGCCCCUGCAGCAGGGAGUCAAACCAGCAGCCGGCGGCACCCCUCCUGCCAUGGUAGCUGGGCCAGCUGUCCGCAUACGGCACCCUAACAGCGUCAGCACCACUGCGGGUGCCAGCGUGCUGCCCGCUGGGACUGUCGGACAUGCAGCUGCCAUGGGCGUGAAGACAGGAGGGACUGUCAGUGGUCCGGUCCGGAUGCCCAUGGUGAUCACGCAGUCCAUCAGACCGCAAGGAACGAUAGGGAAGGGAGCCAUCAUACAAGCAGGCAAAAGUCCCAUGGGCCUGCCUGUUCAGAUCUCUGGGAAUCAGAAAAACAAGCUCAACGACCCCGGAGGAGGCUCUUUCAGAGACGAUGAUGACAUCAAUGAUGUGGCCUCCAUGGCCGGGGUGAAUCUGAAUGAGGAGAGCGCCAGAAUACUUGCAACCAAUUCUGAGCUGGUGGGAACGCAGAUCCGGUCGUGUAAAGACGAGGCCUUUCUCCAUCCGGGUUUGCUACAUCGACGAAUCCUGGAAACUGCUAAGAAGUUUGGAGUGACGGAGGUUCCCAUGGAAGCCGUGACAUUCAUCUCACACGCUGCACAGUCUCGACUCCGAACUGUGUUAGAAAAGGUUUCUAUCAUCGCACAGCAUCGAAUCGACUCCUGCAAGGACGACGAGUGCUACGAGCAGUCUGCAGACGUUCGGUCGCAGCUCCGCUUCUUCGAGCAGCUGGAGAGGAUCGAGAAGCAGAGGAAGGACGAGCAGGAGAGAGAGAUCCUUCUGAAAGCCGCUAAAAGUCGCUCCAGGCAAGAGGACCCAGAGCAAGCUCGACUGAAACAGAAAGCUAAGGAGAUGCAGCAACAAGAGCUGGCCCAGAUGAGACAACGAGAUGCAAAUCUGACAGCACUAGCUGCUAUUGGACCUAGAAAAAAACGCAAACUGGACUCACCAGGGGCAACACCAUCAGGGACUGAGGUCUCCAGCAGCACGGCCGGCUCCCCAGCGUGCUCCUCCGCCCCGUCCACCUCAUCUCGCCAGUAUACUCGACACCGCAUCACCCGCGUCAACCUCAGGGACUUGAUUUUCUACAUGGAGCAAGAGAGAGAGACUGCCCACUCCCUCCUCCUUUACCGUGCACUGCUCAAGUAGCCUCUGCUCUGCUCAGCACCCACCUCAACCUCCACCUUCUCCACCUCCUCCUUCCCAGCCACGUGCCUUCAGAUCAGGUCUAAUAUUUCUGCUCUGUGUCUCUAUAUGUACUGUAGUGAUGUUCGACGUAGCUUUUAACACACAGAGGGUUAGUUAAAAAAAAAAAAAAAAAAGCUAAAUGUUGUUGUUCCUUGUGCUCUCCGUUUAGCUUCACAGUGUGUAGUUAGAUCCUUCGAUUUAAAGGCCACGUCACGUACUUUGUGUUGGAUUUGUUAGAUGAAGGAUGUCCGAACCUGUUCCAUGUGUUCUCGGUUGCUUUUUAUUAGUUCACACUGGUGUCAGAACCUCCAGAAACCAUGUACGUAGGAAUUGCAGACUCAGAUGGUUACUUUCACACCUCAAUGCAGACUCUAGUUUUUUGUGUGAGCUAUUUGUUGACGCGGGUCAAUGAAUGUAGUCUAACUGAGCUCAAACGUUGAGACUUUAUGGACUUUUUACUCCAGAGAACAGAUUCCAAAUACUGAUGCAUCUUAAUAAAUCAAAACGUGUUUGAACUGUUAGUUUACUUCUGAAAGAUUCAGUAGAUUCAGUUUACACAAUGUGACACAUUUGAAGCAUUUCUUUCUGUUAAUUUAGACGAUUAUGGCUUACGGAUGAUUCGAAUGUUGAAUAAUGUCAACGAAAAAGUAUUUUAAAGGGGCUGUUUCAUAUGUUCUCCGGACACAUUUUGCCAUUUUAUAGCACAAUCAAGUAACUAUAUUACCUUCAGUAGUUAUGAAAAUGCUGUUUAUGUCAAAAAUAACUUAAGAGGAAUUUAACUUUGCAUCAGAGAUGUCUCACACUUUAAAAUUUGUGUCUGUUUCUUUAAGAAGCUCCUUCCCUUUUCGAUCCUUCAGCACAGCAAUGCUUCUCCAUUAUGCUGUUUAUAACAGCAUUGGAUUGCGAAGUAGUUUGCAUGGUAAACUUAGAAAACAUGCAGUUCCAUCUGGUGUUUGCUAAUUGCUGCUGCCAGCCUAGAGAAGCUAAAUGGGAGAGAAGCACCAAAAGUGCAAUUUUAAUCUAUUUUUGUGGUCAUUAGAUUCAAAAUUCUGUGCUUUACUUGCAUAACUUUUUGUAAAAGACAUAGCGUCCAUCCUCUUUUGCAAAAGUUUUAUGUUUUUCUCUUUUAAAAAACUAAAAAUAAAAUGGUGGCUCUGUAGAAAUCUCAAAACAUUCCCUAUAGUAUUCAUUUCUAAAAAAAAAUGUAAUUACAUUUCCAAAAAGGUCUUGUUAUAUUUGUAGGUUAAAUGAGUUUCAUUAUGCUGAAUUCAGGGCAAGGAUAGUUCUAUGAAUUACUGAGGUUGCAGAUCCCCUAAGAUAUUUGUUUUGCAAAAUUGCUGGCCAGCAUGGUUGUUAAACCAUUUUAUUUAUAUUUUUUUUUGACAGUGUGGAUUUGCUUCACAACCCACUUAAAGCUACACCAGUUUCUUGUGCAACUUUUGUUUUUCUUCUGCAAUGUUUUCUUCCACUAAACUUUCCAUUGAUAUUGUUGAAUGUAGCACUCUGGGAACGACUGUCUUCUGUAGCAAGAACUUCUUGUAGCUUAGCGUAACAUUUCUGAAUUAGGAAUUACUAUUUUAUUUGUCCAUUAAUAAUAAUAAUUAGUAAUAAUAUAAUAUUUUAAUUUUCUUAGUUUUAAAUACAGUUUUUAUUAGCUGUAAGCCAUAAUCAUCAAAAUUAACAUAUCUAUUUGAAAUACAUUCCUGUGUAUAAUGAACUGAUAUUAAUACAUGAUCUGAAUUGAAUUUAAAAACUCUUUUCGAAGCCACUAAGAUGCACAUCAUUCUGUUACAUUUCCUUGCUGUAUAUGUAAAUAGUUCUUUUUGAAUUAUUUUACAGCAUGUAUAUUUUUAUCACAAGCUUUGUAAGAAAAGAAAGUGAUUUCUGUGUGAAUAUUAUAAAAGCUGAUGUUUUGUAAAAGGACGUGCUUUCAGAGUAUCGUUACAUGACAAAUCCCCCCGGUUCCUCAUCCUCCUGCAGUUACCUGCAACGACCACUUAACAAAUCCAGACAGUCUUCAAUCAGCCUCGCUGACUGGGUCAGUAUCGUCUUAUAAUGUGAAGUAAGCAGAAGGCAAGCAGACAUUCCUCUAUCAUGUCUCCCGACUUAUCGUGUGUUGUACGUCACCUAAUGUUUAGAAAACAUAUGUAACUGUUCUGUCCCUUGUGCCCGAGCUUUCGCAGUGACUGAAUGGUGAAGGCAGGAUAUUUGUUAUGGUGUGCAGCACUUGUAUUUUCUGUAUUUUUCACCCAAAUGAGUAACGGUUGUAAAGUUAAAGUAAAGUAAAGUGGAAAAGAAUAGAAGGAAGCAGUUUUAUGAUUCCAGAUUAGUUUUUCAUUUUCAUUGGACUGAUCUCUGUGACAGAAAAUGUUUUACAUACCAUAUUAAAUAUUUGCCUUUUUUUGUUUAAUCCUUAAACAAUCCUAAUUGUAUUAUGUAAUAUUGUCCAGUAUGUUUUUUUAAUAUAUAUCUAACUAGAUUUCUUGGCCUCUAUGCAGCUUUUCUUGCCAGAUUGAAAAUUUAUUUAACUAUGUGGGUAAAGGGGAUAUUUGAAGCAAUUGUUGUGCAUCAUAAAUUUAAGCAGCACUUUUUAAAAUCUAUUUUACCCGACAGCUAAAAGUUGUCGCUGUAUUAUAGCAAAUAGUAAGCACUAUUGCUAGUUUCUGUCAGUUUUCACCAUAUGUUUUAUUUUUUGGGAGGAUUGGCUUUUAUGCUUAACUCAUGCAUUUGAAGUCCAAAACAUUUUAGAAACAAGCACAGCACUACCAAUUUGUGGUUGGUCCGGUGACAUUUUUAUUCAAUGAUUUUUAUUGUUUCCGAUGGCUUCACAAGAGGACAUUUCUACUACGACAACAACUACUACUACUGCUACUACAGCUUUUUAGCCAAAAUAAGAAGACAAUAAUUCUGAUGUAAACAGCUCUUGGAAAUAGCAUUACAUUGCAAGGAUGAUUUGUAAAUAUUGUUUACAAAACUGUAUGUUUAUUAGAACCACGUUAUUUUUGGUAAACUCUUGUACAUAUCUGGAAAAUUUCCUGUUUGUGUCAAAAAAACAAAACUUUCGUAUUCGUACUUAUUUUGUAAAGGAAUAAAUAAGCUGUUUACUAAACUGA
Messenger RNA from Poecilia latipinna (sailfin molly), 5003 nucleotides. RefSeq names its product transcription initiation factor TFIID subunit 4-like. Bases 1 to 1851 code for a protein of 616 amino acids. Gene Ontology annotation, cellular component: transcription factor TFIID complex. Lineage: Eukaryota; Metazoa; Chordata; Actinopteri; Cyprinodontiformes; Poeciliidae. Gene Ontology annotation, biological process: transcription initiation at RNA polymerase II promoter; DNA-templated transcription. The record is from RefSeq and is a predicted model, not a curated record. The transcript has 14 exons. Gene Ontology annotation, molecular function: protein heterodimerization activity; RNA polymerase II general transcription initiation factor activity; DNA binding.